AUGGAAGGCCGUGGCAGGCCAAGCUACUUCAACAUCGGUGAUGUGCCAGGUGAGCCUGGUAUGAUCCGAAGGAAUAGUAGGUCAGACGCUGCGCCGCCUUACCAGAGGCCGAGAGCAAGCAGUGUGCCUCGGGGUGCUGCUUUUAGUCCGGUGUCGAACUUGUCGGCUCUGGAACGGGGUAUGCAUCCAACCGGAAGCCCGGUGGUGGGAAGCCCAGCUGGCUCGCCAAACCCUCUUGGAGGUGUGUUGCCACCCCCACCAGGUUUGCCAGAGUUUGGUGGAGUUUCGCCAGUGAAUGCACCAUCACCGCCCACCGUGGAGACGUUUCUGUACCAGACGGUGCAGCAGCAGCAGCAGCAAGUUGCCCAGCUUACGUCUCUAGUUCAGGCUCUUGUGAGCAGGGAAGUGCCUGUGCCACCUACUGCGAGAGGCAAGGGCCACGGUGGAGAGCUUAGCUCCAUCUCCGAUUCGUCGGGGAAAAUGGAGGUUGAUGAGGGAGGUGCUCCCAUCAGGAAUCCCAAAGCUGAAGCUUAUGUUCCUAAGCUGCCUGCGAUUGAUGGUGGAAAGAUGAGCAAAGGCCGUCGCUCGGAGAUCGAAGGAUGGGCUGAGUUCCUAGAGCAAUUCCUGCCGUGGAUUGCUCUCUUUGAUGAUAGGAUCCCGGAAGAGCUUCAUCGAUCGAUUGCUUCUGAGGUCACCAUCAAGCAGUCAUCGCUUGAAAAGGGACAGAGCGUGCGUUCAACUAGGACCUUCUUGUACCUGAAGCAAGCGUUGCAAGGGUUUGCUCGUGGGCUUGACUUGGUUAAGCAAGUAGAGAAGGAGCAGCUUGGCUCCCCAGCUGGGUACGAGUGCAUGAGGAGGUUGCAUCAGGAGUUGUCUGUUGCGAGCCGCAUCGAGGCUUCGACGCUUCGGAAUGAGGCCCUGCAGUACCGCGCGAGCACUCCUGCCAAUCGUCCACUUGACAUGUUUCGAAACAUCCAGUUGGAGCUUGCCAAGUUUACCCGCUUGACCGCAGGGUUCCCAGAUCUUGCGUUGAGUGAGGCAGACCGUUGCAUGAUUGUUUUGAGAAACCUUGAUGUUGAAGUGAAGAAGUAUGUUCUUUUGCAUGCUAGGGUUGACUCCAUGGACCAGCUUGAGACUGCUUUGAAGUUUUAUGAUGCCAACCUUAAGAUCCUGAAUUUCCAAGAGAAGGAAGGAAAGGGAGCAGCAAAGGAUCACGCGAAUGCUUUGACCUUCGGAGACAAGGGAAAGGGCAAGAAGGGUGACAAAGGAAAGGAAGAAAAAGGAAAAGGAAAGGACAAAGGAAAGGACAACAAGAAAGGGAAUGAGAAAGGAAAGGAAGAAAAAGGGAAAGGUGGAAAGGACAAAGGCAAGGACAAGGGGAAGACUGCAGCCGCAAAGGACGGCAAGCAAGGUUCUGGAAACGACAAGGAGAAGGAGAAGGAGAAAGCAGAGCGCUUGAAGAACGUCGCGGCUGCCUCUUUGGAGCCUCAGAUUUUCGCAGCUGCGGUUGAUCUGAGUUGUCCGGUUGUUGAGCUUGAUGAGGAUGAUUGCUCGGAUUUUUCCCAGGAGGAUUGGGAGGAGUUCGUUGCAUCUUAUGAGUGUGCUUGGUCGGAGCCUGUUGUGCUUGAAGGCGGUGAGCCUGUUGCGCCUGAGGGUUCCAUGUUGCAUGUUGCGCUUGAGAAUUUUCCUUGUGACAACCCAAACAGAGCCACAGUUGAGCUUGCAGAGUCCCGCGGUGUCCCAAACAGAACCACAGUCGAGCUUGCAGAGUCCCACCAGGUCCCAGACAGAACCACAGUCGAGCUUGCAGAGUCCCCAGAGUUGAGCUUGGAAGCAGGUCGUUUUGUUGCAGAUUUUCAAAAUGUCGUUGAGCAUGACAUGUUGCAUGUGGUAGGUAGAGCUGACCAUGGCAUGGUAGCGCACGAGACAGCAGCAGCCAGCCAGCAGCAUGACACCAUGGAUUGGUGGCUCGUUGACUCCGGCGCGUCGGCCCACAUCAUCAACGAGGACACUUUGAGCCGGGUGCACGUUGUGAGCCACAGUGAGUCUGCCAGUGAGUGUGUUUCUGCAACGGGUGACAGCAUUGGAGUUCGGAGGCCGCUGGGUACGUUCUUCGCACGAGAUGGGUCUCCAAUUGCGGAGUCCUCCUCCGACUCGGAGCAGGAGUGGCGCCUUUCGGGUCGCCGCCACCUGGCGGAGCAGCACGCGGCGACUGUUACGAGGACUCACGAGGAUUUCGAGGGAUCCACGAUCGCCUUUACGGCAACCUCGAUGGUGGGUCUUACGCCGGGCCAGAACCUGCUGUUGGUGCCAGCCGCGGAAGUGAAGAAGAAGACGGCAGAGCAGGCAAAGGCAGCUGCGAAAGCAGCGGCGGAGAAAUUCGUGAAGGAGCGCCAGGAGAGCGCCCAGUGGGCCAAGGAAGCAGAGGAAGCAAAGAAGAAGAGAGCCGCCAAAGCCGAGGCAAAGAAGAAAGCAGCCACAGAGGCUGCGGAGGCAAAGAAGAAGGCAGCCACAGAGGCCGCGGAGACAGAGAAGAAAGCAGCCACAGAGGCCACGGAGGCAGAGAAGAAGGCAGCCACAGAGGCCGUGGAGGCAGAGAAGAAGGCAGCCACAGAGGCCAAGAAGAGGGUCGCCGAAACGAUCGAGGUCCCAGAGGUCAAGAAGCCCAAGGGCAGUGUGGCCAGAGCAAAGGCGGAGCCGUCUUCGGGGUCAAAGGACCCACCGCAGCCACUGGUGAAGAGGCAGCCCAAGCCGCCCGUGGUGAAGGCAAUGCCAGCCAAGGUCCGAAAGAUCGUCUUGAAGAGCCGGGCCCAGCGCGGGAUCCCCGGGCAGACGGAGACUGCGCUGAGAAUGCUUUCGCAGCGAGCCAAGGAAAAGAAGAAGCAGGGCUACCUCAUGAAGGCCAUCAACAACGCCAUGAAGAAGAAGGCCGAGGAGCAGAAGGGCCCUCCGGUGCGGAGGACAUUGGAAAAACAUGUCAAGGACCACUAUGCGCAAAUCAAGGGCCUGGAGAUUCCUUUCGUGGAGGUGACGAUUUCCGAAGUCAUCAAGGAACCCCCAGGACCACCAGGAUCGCCAAUGGUACCGCAACCGAGAACACCACCUGCGCGAGCCAAGGUGGAGGCCGCGCGUGCAGCAAAGGUGCCACAGAUAAAGGUGGAAGGAGGCAUGGAGAUCAAUCCCCCACCACCGGUACCGCCGCGGAGGAGGCUUCCCACGCCACCGAGAGACCCGAGGUCAGCCGGACGAGGGGCCUCUGCGCCCUCAGAGUGGUCACCUGUGUCCAGUCUGCCGCCAUGGUCACCAGUGUCCAGUGUGCCGGUGGAUGCAAGGGCCAGGGAAACCCCAGCCGAGACGAGAGCCGAGGAGCCCCCAGCAGAGAGGAGAGCCGAGGAGCUGCACAUCGGGGACGACGGCAAGAUCUACAACUCGCGGGGCGAGGUGGUGGAGCUCGAGAGCAUCGAGAUAGACGCCCACCAUCCAGGAAUAUCCGAUGGUCCUUCUUCCUUGGGACUCUCGCUUCUGAUGCAAGAAAAGGUUGCGUUUGCAUGUGAGCAUGAUGUUGCCGUUGAGCUUGGUGAGCAUGCAUGUGUUGGUGGUUUGGGUGAGCAUGAUUUGCAGCAUGGUGAGUUGCUUGAGCAUGUUGGCCAGGACCGACCACAGCGUGACCGGAGCGAGGCCCAUGAUAGCCAGAGUGAAGCAUGGUUGCUUAGAGGGGAUCGGGAACUGUUGUUGCAGGAGAGUUGGGGUAAGCUAGAGCGAGAACAUGUUCUUAGAUCGCAUGUGCCGUACAAUGCGUCUUGCCCGCAGUGCGUGCAAGGUCGUGGGCUUGAACCCGCCAGAAGCCAGGAUCGGCCCCAGGACUCAGGGAUGAGAGAGGUGCAGAUAGAUAAGUUUUUCUACAAGGGCCUCGCUUUCCUGGUGUUGGUUUUGGUUGGUGCUUUUGCCCUCGGUGUAGUUCCGUACCGUGAGGUGAGCGGAUCCCGAGGCCCAGCAGCCAAGGAAGCCAUGUUGAGUGACAUGUCGGCAUGGAGUCGUAGCGUUGGCUUGGUUGGUGUUGCUCCCAGUGAGUUGACGGUGAGUGUGAAGUCGGACAUUGAGGGUGUUGUGAAGAACCUUGCGCAAAGUUUUGCUGAUGGUUUGACCGCUGGUGCCAUCGAGGUUGUGGAUGCCCCUGUUGGUCGGCAUGCUGUUGUUGCAGAGCGUGCUGUGAGGACCAUCAAGGAAGGUGCAAACACACUGUGUGCUGGGUUGGAACAGGUCGGCUUGGAGCCCUGCGGGAAGGGUGUUACGUAUCUUUUGAUGCACGUUGCCCAGGUCUACAACCGGUACCAGGUGCAUCCUGGAUCAGCGCUGUCCCCAGAACAGCGGUGCUUGAAGACCACCCGUGGACCGCAUGCCGCCUAUGUUUGGGGUGCUGCCGUGCUUGCCACUCCUCCUCCCUCUUUGCGUGAUAAAAUCACCGGCCGUUACGGCCACGCCGCCUACCUUGGACCAGAGGUCGGAAGUGGAAGCCACACUGUGCAGUUUAGGCUGCGGGAUGGCACUUUGAAGAUUGCGAGAAGCGCAAGAAUCCGGAUGUUGGUUCCUCUCACUUUUGAGGUGUCGAGCUUGAAAGGUGUUUGUCGCAUGUUGCCCGGAAGAAGGGAUGAUUCCCAGAAGAAGCUCCCCGAGAGCAGUGGUGACAAUGUGCGCGACCUCCCGUUGCCGAACACCGCAACCCGAGGACCACCACCAGAGUGGAUUGAAGAAAACGGGAGAACCCCAAGGUGCCGAGCUUGCCGGCUGCGCGGUUUUCCAGCAGAUAAGGCCUGGCACACCCAGAAGUGCCGUGAUCGAUACGCUGAGUUUGUGAGAAACUCUUUCGAUCCCAGCCGGGCAAUCCUCGAUCAGGCCCCAAUUGAAGAAGAAGUGACCGGGCGUGAUGAUUUGGGUGCUGGAUUUGGUGUUGAUCUUGGGCUUGAUGUGCCGGAUGAUCUUGAUCCGUUCCCGAAUUUUCCAUUGGAUGAGGAUUUGGCUGAGUAUGAGCCCAGUCUGCCUGGAGUUGAGAAUGAAAUAGAGCUUGGAGAAGAACUCGAGCAGAUCGAGGCCCCGAGCCCAGGCGAGCUUGAUUUCAUGCAAGUUGAUCCUGAACCUCUUGAGGCACUCCCUGAAGAAGAGCGGGAGGCCAUGGUGUCCAGUAUGAUGUACCGAGAGUCCAUCUCCUUUGCUGGUGCGUCGGUUUGUUUUGCGGGAGCCGCCACCAAGGUUGUUUUUCGAGCAGAUUUUUCUGGAUUUUACAAGAUGACGCCAGACAUGCUGACACCGACAUCACAGCUCGACCCGCGAGCUCCAGUGUUUGAGAUGCUCCACAUGUUGAGCUCCUUCGGGCUGGUUGCGACCAAUACUUUUGGACAGGCUCCGGGUGCUACGUUUGUCAAUCCUGCCACAAAUGCACAGACUCAGAUAGAUUACAUCAUUCUUCGUGGAGCGCAUGCGGAUGGCACGAUAGUUUGGGAUGAAACUAAGAACGACCCGGCGUGGCUCAGCAGUCAGCCCCAGCUGGCACGAAGCAGUGCAACGACCGCAUCUUCAACGGAGGCGGCGCCUGCACUACCACGAGUCAACGAUGUCUCUGCUGUGACUGCAUUGUGGCAGUUGCGUGCCGAGCGGGCCAACCUGGCCCACGGCCCACCUGUGUACUGUAUGAGAGCGGCCUUCUCUGCCUGGAGGCUUGAUCGCCGCAUUCAGGCACUUGAACGCAUCAUCACAACUGAGAGACGUACUCGCAAGAAGGCGUUCCUUCUUGAUCAAACCGCCCAAGCGGAACAGGCGGUUCAGUGUGGGCAGCUGUCCACCGUCUACCGGAUCGUGAAUCGUCUUGCCCCGCGCAAGGUUCGAGUGCGACUGCAAAUUCGCGAUUCAGAGGGGAACCUUCAGGGUCCACAGGCCGAGUGCGACUCUCUUCUCAAGUACUUUCGGGAGCUGUUUGCAUCUGAUAGGACUGGUCCUGUGCAGGUAUUCGACUGCAGCGCUCACUUGUUUGACUCAGGCAUGUGCACCUCAGCCCUGGCUUCCCUGUCAGCCCUUAAAGCUGCGCAUCCUUCGGCAUCACCAGGAGUUCUUUGGAAACUCGCGGCCAAGGAGGUGGGCCCAUUGCUGAGUGAUUGCCUCAACGCUGCCUUUGCGAGCAUUCCCAACACGUUACCCAUGCCCAUCAGACAGAUUGCGCUUUGUUUGUUGCCAAAACCUAACAAAAAGUCACAGCAGCCUUCGGACACCAGACCGAUAAGCUUGUUGAACCCGGCCAGCAAGGUACAUGCAAUCAUGUUGGCACAGCUCAUCACCCCCUUCCUUCAGAACUACAUUUCUACUGUUCCCCAAUUUGCUUAUGUGCAGGGGAGAUCAACGACUGAAGCAUUGCAUAGGGUGGUGUCACAUUUCUACAGUGCCCGAGCGGCUGCACCGACACGUGAGAAAAUGGUUCAACGCCGCCGUGACUCCACUUCUCGGGCGGGCUGUGUGGGUGGGAUAACGUUCUCGUUGGAUGUCGCCCGUGCUUUCGAUUCCCUUCCGAGAACUGUGAUUGCUGCUAGCAUGCGUGAGGCUGAAAUACCCGAACCCAUUGUGCAACAAGUCCUAGCGAUUCACUCUCAAUUGCUUGUCGAAAUCGAGCACUGCGGUCUCAAGGCCACGUGUGCUACGUCUCGGGGGGUGCGGCAGGGUUGCCCCUUAUCACCCGCCCUUUGGGCACUUGCUUCGGGGUUUGUGUAUCGCCGGUUACUCGAGGGGCUGGGCUCACAUGCUGCAGGCAUCCUCACUUUUUAUGCCGACGAUCUAAUAUCACAAUGGAUGAUUCGGACGGUCACUGAUCUCACUGAUUGCCUAGGCCAGCUGCACAAGCUUGUUCAGAUUCUACGCUUUCAUGGAAUGGAGGUCAGCGACACCAAAAGUGUCAUUCUCUACCAGCUGCACGGCACCCAGGCCGACCGACUUCUGAGCAAAAUGCGCUUCAAGGAUAAAGGUGUCCCAAAACUUCGUGUUGCGCCAGACUGCGCCUUCCCGAUUGUCCGAAAACAUCCUUAUCUUGGCAUCAUCCUCAGCUACGGUGCACUGGAACACCACACCAUUGUGCAUAGAUACCAUCGAGCCGGCCAGCUCUUCUCCAGGCUUCGACCGGUACUCACUGCGAGACACAACCUCAGCCGACGCACCCGGCAACGUUUGUGGCUGUCGAUUGUUUGGCCGUGCCUUAAGUACGGGCUCACUGCUUUGCAACUUGAGGACAAAGAAAUAUGCAAAGUGCGGGGCAUUGCGACACGACACCUUCGUAUUGUCAGCAGCCAGCUGUCGAAGGACACGCAUGUCCCCACAGAGGCCUUUCUGUCUGAUUUAAAGUUUGAUUUCCAGGGUCGACUCGGCAAGGAGGUCGCCGGCAAUCUGGCACGGUUUCGGGCGCUGGACCCGGCACUCCAGAUCGACAGGGUGGCGCAGUGGCAUGUGAUACUUCAGGCAUCCUUUGCUCGGACGCCGGUGGCACCUCAGCCGCCUCAGGCUGCUUCGACGCAGGUAGGGCUGCCGCAGCCUGCUAUUAGUCGCAGCCACUUUGCAAACAGGGGCGCCCGCGGCGGGGCCCAAGCAUUCUCUCAGGCGUCCAAGACCGGACAAAAUCGAUCGCAGACGAUGCUCAACGGUGAGGUUCCUAUGCCCGACCUCAGCAGUGCACCUUCAACCUCCCUUCGUGAGGUCAGCAUGGUAGCCGGCCAAUACGCUUGCCCUGAUUGUCCAUGUAUCUUUCCCAACUCAGGUCUGCUCCAGCGGCACCGUGUCCGAGAGCAUGGAACACAGGCACAUCGUGAUGUCAAGCAGGCCCUCUCUGCUGUGAAUCAAGUCGAACACUCCCUGGAUGGUGUCCCAACGUGCAGAUACUGCCUUCGCGAGUUUAAUGGGUGGAGAAAUUUUAAUUUGCACAUCCUAUUUGAUAGUUGUGUGCCAAAGCGGCAACAAGCCGUCACACCUCUUCUGCUGGGGUCUUCGGACCGGGAAGAGGCUCCAUCUGCUGAACCCGUCACGGCGCUGUCUGCCGGCGGGGACCCCAAUACCGAUGCCAUCACGAAUGCACACACUAACCCUGUGCCAUUUGCUGCGAGGCUUCUGGACGAGCCCUGUCUGAGGGAUGAGGCGCACACGACCCUUAGACGAUGGCAGUACAUUGCCUCCAAGGCUGAGCUUCACGCCCGCAUGGCGCAUAAAUGCCCGGUGUGCAAUUUGUGGGCGAAUGACGGUAGUCGGAUCAAAGUGCACAUGCGCUGCAAGCACCCGGACAUUAUUGACCGCCUCAAUCAAGCCGUCAAGGUUGCACUGUCAUUUGGCAAUCCAUCUUCGCUAGCUUGGAUCCUGCACUACUCCCCCCUCAUUGCCAUGACGAUGGACGUGGACAAGAAGCUGACGGCCGAACAAGAGGAGGAGCGAGAAUGGGAAGUGUACACGGCGUUCAUGGGCCAGGUUCUGCAAUCAGCACCAGCAUCGACCAAGAGACCACUCGAAUCCGAGACCCCGAGCAAAUUUCAGAAGACGGACCCCAAGCCGGGAAAGGGCAAGGGAAAGGGAAAGGGAAAGAAAGGGGGAAAAGGAGGCGCCAAAAGCAAUGCAGCCAGCCACGACAACACGAACAAGGACGAGGAGAUAGCGGAGCUGCGCACCCUCUGCCACUUGAUGAUACGGCUGGCGGUACGGCACGAAGAUGCCUUGAAAACACUGCAAUUGGAUACCAGCUUUGUCAUAUGGAUGCGUACAGGCCUGCCAUGCGGAGUCCCCGAGGCUCUGUUCGAGGUGGCAACGAAAUGGAAGGCCGACCGCGAAAUCAACCCGCCCACUUCACCGAUGCGGCUCACUCUAUGGAUGUGUGUAUGGCGAGAAUUUCUUCAGCGCCUGCAGCCAGCCCGCUUGACCGAGGAGAUCCAGAACAACAUGAAGCAGCUUGGCUACAUCAGCAGCGCCGGGACCUGGAACUACCUUCGCUGGGACUCCGAACAAGCCAAGUUGAUUCCGGACACCAGCAAAACGCCACUGACAAAGGAGGCGGCGAUCAAUCUGGUCGAGGGGGUGAUCCGCUUGGCCAAGGAUUCCCAGCUGCUCACAAAGUUCACGCCGACGCGGUCCCUCGAUCACAUUCCUGGCUUCAGUGUCAAACCGCUCCACACCAAGCGACCAACUGCACGCAUCGUUGACGGAACUCUGCGGCAGUGCUUGCUGCCAAGUAAUCGGCAUGGCAAUCAAACCCGAACGAUUGACAAGAUCCCCUCUGGCUCAGCAGAUCUUCAAGUGGCUGCCGUCCCAGCGCAGACCUUAUCAGAGAGCUCUACUUUGUCGCAUGCUCGGGAUCCCUGUGCCAACUUUCGGUUAAGCAGUAAGGUAGACGAUGCACUUCAGCUGAAAAUGCGGCUCACCAAUGGUGCCAAUCUUUGUUACGCCAACGCGACUCUCUCAGCGCUGCUUUGGUGUAGCCGCACCUGCUCCCAAACAGUGAUUCCGAGGAAUGUGUUCACCGCUGUUGAGGCUGGAAUCCUUAGCCGACGGCCAUUUGCAUUGUGGGAUCUGCUCAGCUGGCAACAACUCCUCGCUACAUGGAGGAACCCUCGAACUCAGCAUGAUGCGGCUGAGUUCGUGCAGCACUUGCAGGCUCGCAUGCAGGCACCAGCAUUACAGGGAUUGUGGCAGGCACGUGACAAUCACGAUCAGGUGCGUGAUACGGGAGACACCUGCCCGCUUCUUGUGACCGCGCCUCUGCUGUCCCAUAUUUCCGUGCAGCAACUGCUUGAUCUUUGGCAUACUCAGGAUCCGAUGCAUGCGCUCUUGCAACUUCCGGAGUGCCUGAUCCUUCAGCUUGCUCGGUUUAAUGUGGACGAUGCAGAUGCUCAUAAGAUUCUUGAGCCCAUUAUGCUUGAUCCUUUCGUGAAUGUCUCUUACUUCUCAGGGCGUGCCAAAAGGGCUGCUAAGUACCGAUUGCGAUCUGCACUGGUGCACAUUGGCCCACGAAUGUCAUCCGGCCACUAUCGUGCCGCUCUGUUUGGGGAUACGGCCCGCAAGGUUUUCUACACCGAUGAUAACUGCAGUGCCAAACUUGCUACACCCAGAGACCUUGAUGAAAUCAGCACUAAUGCCUACAUUCUAUGCCUCACGCGUGAGCUGUGA
Symbiodinium sp. CCMP2592 is the source of this 10173-nucleotide messenger RNA. Lineage: Eukaryota; Dinophyceae; Suessiales; Symbiodiniaceae. The record is from the annotation of a GenBank genome assembly.